This is a messenger RNA of Tigriopus californicus, 6389 nucleotides long. RefSeq lists its product as uncharacterized. The coding region runs from base 123 to 4409 and encodes 1428 amino acids. Gene Ontology annotation, cellular component: extracellular region. Lineage: Eukaryota; Metazoa; Arthropoda; Copepoda; Harpacticoida; Harpacticidae. The record is from RefSeq and is a predicted model, not a curated record. The transcript has a single exon. Gene Ontology annotation, molecular function: chitin binding.
CGUGAUUGUCAGUCAGUGCUGUUUUGUGAGAGUAAUCAUCAACAUGAGCCAUCCUAAAGAUAGCAAACGUAAAUUUUAAGGAUUGGAAGUUCCAAAAAUACAGAAAUCGCAGUGCCUUCAAGAUGAAUGUUGCCGUUCUUUGCUCGCUUGUGAUAUGCUCCCAACUGGGCCAUGUGCGAACCCAAAAGUUCGAGUGUCCUGACAAGGACGGACUAUUUCCACAUCCACAACAAUGUGAUCGAUACUUUCAGUGUCAAAAUGGGGAAGCAAACCGCAUGUUGUGCCCCGAUGGGCUAGUAUUUGAUCCGGACAAGGUGGGAACCACCGAAGAUGCUUGUGAUCACAUUCAGAACACCAAGCAUAAAUGUGAGGGAAAGCCGGACUUGCAAAGACCAAAGCCAGGUGAUGGGUUUUGUCCCAGGCAAAAUGGAGUGUAUCCGAGCCCGGAUCCCACGGAGUGUGACAAAUUCUACUCAUGCUUAAAUGGCGUGGGCUCCGUGACUCAGUGUGCCAAUGGUCUACACUUUGACCCUGAGAUUGGAACCUGUGUUUGGGCUCGUGAGAGCUCGAGGAAGGGUUGCCUGAGCGUGUCGGAACGUGAUCAGCAAAAAGUUCAAGCCACCCCUCAAGUUUCAACCGAGGGUCCCGCCGAGGCAUUAAGCAACGGGUUCACUUGCCCCGGCGGUAAGCUAGGAAUUCAUAUUUCUCUUCCUCAUCCCAAUUCAUGUCAUUUGUACUAUGUCUGCCAAAAUGGGGUGACACCAAGUGAGGCGGGGUGUGGGAAUAACUUGGUAUUUAACCCUCAGACUGCCCGAUGCGAUGAUCCCGAAAAUGUGCCAGGAUGUGAAAAUACCUUCAAAAAGAAUAAACCGAAGCGACAGAGCGCUUUGCCUCGCAGCCAAGGGAGACAGCGCUCAGAAUCUAGUCGCGAGGAACAGGAGAGUGGAUUGGAUGUGGCCCAAUUUGCAAAGUUCAUCGAGAUCCUCACCAAUCCCAAAGUUAAAAGUAUCCUCAAGCCCGAGGUAGCAGAUGCUCUAAGUUCAUUCCAAAGAGAUACUGAGGAAGAUGAUGUCGCCACUGCCAGACCUCAAAGGCGUCGGAAACGACCUCGACGACCUUUCAUCAACCCUCCAAGCACAAGAUUGGACGGCGAAGCUCGAGGCAACGACCAAAUCAACGAUCGAGAGGAAGAUGAUCGUUUUGCCAAUACCGGUAGUCAGAGUGGUAACGAUAGCGAUGAUAAUGACAAUGAUGAUGACAUUAACUCCGAUGAAGUGGAACCGGUAGACUCGGGCAAUUCCAAGGAUACUAGAAGAAUCCCCUUCAAUAGAAAGAAUAAGUUCACGUCUCGAUUCAUUCCGAGAGUGAGACCAACGCAAAGAGAAAACGAAAUUCAAGAAAGGAAAGAAGAUCAAGAUCAAGAACGAGAAGAUAAAGAAGAGGCCGAAGAGGCUAUUCCUGAUAAUCAAGAGGAAAGAGAGAAAGAAAAAGCAGAAGAUAAUGAUGAUCAACAAUCUGAAUCGGAUGUUGACGACAACCGAACCUCUUUACCGGGAAAAAGAUUCUCACUUCGUCGGCCUUUUGGGGCGGGGAGAAGACCGGGGUUUCCUUUUCGGAGACGAAAUCAAGAUGGCACCCUGAGAGGAAGAAAUUCUCAAUCAAAAGAAGAGAGGGACGACGAAGCCAACGACGAAAAGCAAGAUCAAGAGCAGCCAGAAAAUACCGAUGAAUCUCAACGAGGAAGUGGAACUUUGCCGGAAAAAGAAGAUGAUAUGAAAAAGAUUGCCGCGAUGGGAGAGCAACUCUUGAGAAGCUUAGCAAGGCCGCGAAGCAGACCCGCGCGGGUUCGCAAUCAGAGACCGCAAGUGGAACAGAUUGCGGAACUGCUUAACGAGGAGGAGCAUGGAGAAUUUCAAGAAGAUUUUGGAGACUUUUUGGAAGAAUUCAAGAAGAAGAAAAAAGAAGAAAAUAAUUUUAGAAACCGAUUCCAGCGCCCAAGGUCACGGGUAAGGAGUCGACCAACGACAUCAACAACAACAACAACAACAACAACUCCCACUACCACCACUACUACUACCACCACCACAACAACAACUACUACCACUACUACGACCACGACUACGACCACCACAACGACAACAACAACAACAACUACUACUACUACUACUACUUCGACCACAACAGCAACAACCCGAAGUGCAUUCUUUGGAACAACACCAAAUCCCCCCUUUAACGUUGCACCCCCACAAAGAUUUCAAACCUUCAUCCCGACUCCAAGACCAGUGGAAUCGUUGCCCACGAAAAGCACUGGCCAGGACGAAGGUCCGUUCGAAUAUGUUUAUUAUUAUGAGUAUGAGUAUGAUGACGAUGAACAACAGCAGCAACAACAACAACAGCAACAACAACGUGGGGCAUCGGCCAGCCCACAACCUGCUUUUGUUGGCCCAAGUCCAAACCCGAACUUUGACAAUUCGAGAUCCCGCCAAUUGUCUUCCACGAGUAACAGAGUCCCGCUCCCACAAGCGGGGCCAUCCAAAAAUCUAGGAAGGGGAACUCAAGCACCGAUUGCUCGUGCUCCGUUGACUCCUAACCGAGACUUGGGUCGAGACCGAGAGACGGUUAGAUCUCUCAAUCGAUCCCCAGUGACGAAACCGCCAAACUCUAGAUCUCGUGCAAGAUUGCCAUCCUCGCCAUCCUUUCCCUCCGUUGAAGUUGACGACCAAAAUUCCCCUGAGCGAACUUUUGAGCGAACCUUUGACCGAACUCCUGAUCGAACCCCUGAACGCAUCCCGGAUCGAACCCCGGAUCGAACCCUAGAUCGAAACUCUGAUCGAACUCCUGAGCGAACACCCGACCGCCAGUCAUCUAAUUUACGACCAUCGCCCCCAAAGCUGACAAUUGCCGGAAAGCCAACUCCUUUGCCUGUGAGCGUGCCACAAUUAGAAGGUGACGCUAGGUUCCCUCAUUUUACAUCCUUCUCGGCCACUGGUGAAGCGACAGAAGAGCCUCAAACGACACAAGAAGAUGAAAACAUCUUGAAACGACCCGCCGAGUUGCCUUUCCAAUCAUCUCCGACACGGUCUCGUCAACCCGCUAGAAGGCCACCCGCGCUUGAAUUUGACGAGCCAUCCACGGAGACCACCGCCCCAGUCACUCGAGUGGCUGAAGGGGAUCGCGGACGCAAACCAAUUGAAGCUGACCACAGCACACCUUUUGAUGCCCGUCCAACUUUUACUUCGGACUCUGCCAGUCGAGCUCGCGGAAACCCACCCUUGGCGCCAGCGUCCAAUGAACCCUUCACGGCCUUCCAAAACUUCCCUGCCUUUCCUCGGGGUGUUGACAAUGAACAACAAAGAACAGAAAACGGUCCUCCGCCCAGAGUGGAACAGCGUGGUCCCCCUUUGAAGCCCUUCCAGUCUGAGCCUGAGCGGGAAGGCGAAAGACAACAACAACAGCAAAGGCAACAGGAGCAACAACAGCAGCAACAGCAACAACGGCAACCACCACCACCACCACCACCACCACAACAACAACAACAACAACAACGAAGGCCAACUCCUGCACCACCGUCGGCCGUACGGCCAGUUCAAAAUAACUUUGCAUCGUUUACAAACUUCCCAAAUGCCGUGCCUGAUCCUGUUCCCCGAGCUCAACCAUCGUCCCAAAGACAGUCUCCUCAAACAACAGCGGUCAAUCAGAGACCACCUUCUCAGUUUUCUUCCGUAAGUAACACGGUGUUUCAUGACCCAGGAUCCCAAUCAAGCUCUUUCUUCAACUUUCAACGGCCUGAAUUUCAAGCACAACCAGCAGUACCGCAACAACGCCAACAGCCGCAACCUCCCACUAGUGAUCCCAACACCGCGGCACGUUUUCAAGGACAGCCCACAUUCCAAACCUUUUCAGCCUUUCCCCAGCCAGCUCGCUUCGAAGCCAGACCAAGCCCCCAAUCUGGUUCAUCCUUCACCUUGACUCCCUCUCAAUCUCAGCAAUCGAAUUCGUUCUUCUCAAUCUUCAAUCCAGCUGCGUUUUCAUCGCCCAACGUUAGGUCCCAACGUGCCAUACCCAACAGUGUCCAAGAGCCGAAUGAAGAGCGAAAUGAGGCCAAGAUCUCUCCUCCAGCCAAUUAUCAACGGGUUGAAUUCAAUUUCCCCACUCCAGAGUUCGGUGGAUUUGUCCCUGUGGAUCGCACUGAACGCAUGGAUAAGAUUUUUUGGCAGGAGCGAGAUAUCCCAACCGAUUCUUCAGAUCGCCUUCAGCGAGAAAUCAAAUCUCCACCCACACAGUACCAGACAUAUAGCUAUCAAUCGUCUUUGCCUAGAGAUGUAUCUGUGGCAGGAACGAUUCGAUCUCGGUCCUCCAGAUCAAUAGGAGAUGCUCGUCGUCGUCGUCAAAUGAGAAAAAGACUCUAAGCAACGUUGUUGUUGAGGAGUAAUACCGUGACAUUUCGAGCAAGGACAAGGCGUCUUUUGCCAGCUCCGACUUUGUCGCUCGUUGGCGAGGGUCGCUUCAUUUCAGUCAAGGACACUCACCAAUGCUGCCACAGUAGUAACUGCAGUACUUCUACUCUUGCCGCCGAUUCCCUUUUUACCGUCUGCCGAUUUAUGAAACCUUCGCCAUGUUGAACUAUUCCAAGUAUGAUUUUCCUCAGCCAUGAACCUCAAGCAAAACUGUCUCAGUCAACCCUUCUAAUGGACCCUGUCCUUGAAUUCUGUUCAAAGGCUUCUUUGGAGCCAUCAGUGAGCGUGCUUGAACUUUUGUUGCCUCUAUCUACGUUACAUGUACUACUCAUUGGUUCGUGGCGGGCUGAUCAAUCCAGAUCUUGUCUGCUCAUAUAGCAAUUUUCUGUGUGAUUUCAUGGGCAUCUAUUCUCCCAUUAACUCAAGUGCAUCGAGUGUCCAGCCUCUUCAGCUCGAAUCCGUAUCUCCAUUCAAUACGUUUAAGCGUGAUCGAUGAUCAAAUGAUCCCUUUCAUGGACAAAUCAAGCCACCGAUAAACUGCUCCUGCCAUCAGCAGCACGCACCACUGCGGCCACCACCGCCAUUGCUCCCAACAACAACAACAACAACAACAGUUCAUACCACAACCCACAACCAUAAUUUUGCUGUUGUUACUGCUGUUGCUGCUGCUACUGCUGCUGCUGCUGGUGUUGUUGCUAAUGCAGAAGCAGCAAUAGUAGUUGAUGUGAGUGCCUCUCAACUAGUAUUGCUAGGAAUCCAAUUCUAGUCUCUUUUGCGGCGAGAAGUUGAAGAUCGAGAUAUUCUGAAUUGUGGCUCAAAGAUGACGACGUUGAAAACUUCCCCGCCCCCACCACCAUUCUACCCUCUUCUAUUAAGAUAUCCAGGUACUACACAUGCACUAGCUAGUGGCACCACAAGCCAAUGCCAAGAACACCACUCUUCCCAGUGGUUGAACCACCUUCAGUGUAUUAUGAUUCCUCAUGAAUGGAUUACUUAAAAUCUUGCCUCUGGCCUUCCUUCCUCCCUCCUUACUUCCUUCAGUUAUCCACUGAGUCAGGAAUUAGGAACACUCACUCCAAGUUUCCGCAUGAACUCAACGGCAAAAAUAAAGUCAUGACGAGAGCAAUGAAGAAGAUGUAAACGAAACGAGAGGAGAUGGAUGAAAACAACAUCAUCUCCAUAACCACUACAAACAACAAGAGCACGCAAAUAUUUCGGGCCUUGCAUUUCAGGAGACGAAGAAAUGCCUCUAACAACUAUUUUCGUCUUUACUGAAGGAUGCAUUGAAGUGAUUCCAAGCUGAUCCCAAAUGAUUGAUUUCACGCUGGGUACGUUGCACUUCGCCUACGUAUUUGGACCGAGUCUAGAUGAAGCUGAAGAUAUUGAUGACUUGUUCCAAGGGAAUUUCCUUCUCUCUUCCCAUUCAAACAUUUUUGAGGCUGUGCAACCACUGACGUCAACAAAAGAGAGAUGCAAAAUCAUUCAUUCCUUAUUACUAGUAUGUGUACUCAAUGUUCAGAAGUUCCCAAUGUUGAUCGAAACGAAGACCUUUUUUCCUGUGAUACGUGUGGCCUCCGUCGACCAAUUUAGGACUCUGACGCAUCCUCCAAAUGUGAAUUCUACUAUUUCACGAGUGUGUAUGACUGCUUAUGUGUGAACGUGUGAGUGCGGCUAUGUGUAUACGUGCCAGUGAUUGUGCUUCUUCAUGACGACUCUGUGUGGGUGUGCCUGCGUUUGUGUAUGUGUGUACAGGGCGUAUGUGAGCCUACCUUCUCCCUAUUUAGAAGAUUCUUCCAGUCGAGCGAAACCAAGGCGACCCUGGAGCGAAAUCUCUGACAAAAUUGGAAAGAUUGAACUUUAGUUUUUGUACCCUUCAAAUAUCAUCCAUGUAAGGACGAAGCAAUCGAAUACAUUAUGAUGAUCUAAGAAUGA